CUGCACCUGGCCCAGGACAGAAGCCCAGGCCCGACCUCCUGUGCACCUCCCUACAGGAAAUGCGUACAUGCUGACAACGUCUCUUCCUGGACAAGACUUGGUUGUCCCCAAGAACAGCAGAGCCAUGGCAGCCCCCAGAGGGAGCAAGGUGGCCUGGCUCCUGUGGAUGCUGCUGCUCUGGGGAAAGGACAGCUGCUGCCAGGCCCAGCGUGCAGGCUGCAAAAGUGUGCACUAUGACCUGGUCUUCCUUCUGGACACCUCCUCCAGUGUGGGCAAGGAGGACUUUGAGAAGGUUCGCCGGUGGGUGGCCAACCUGGUGGACACCUUUGAAGUUGGCCCUGACCACACCCGUGUGGGGGUCGUGCGCUACAGUGACCGGCCCACUACGGCCUUUGAACUAGGCCACUUUGACUCCCGGGAGGCAGUGAAGGCAGCAGCCAGGCGCAUCACCUACUACGGGGGCAAUACCAACACCGGUGAUGCCCUCCGCUACAUCACCAGCCGCAGCUUCUCUGUGCAGGCGGGAGGCCGGCCUGGGAACCGUGCCUUCAAGCAGGUAGCCAUCCUGCUGACUGAUGGCCGAAGCCAGGACCUGGUGCUGGACGCCGCAGCAGCUGCCCACGCAGCUGGCAUCCGCAUUUUCGCCGUGGGAGUGGGCGCAGCACUGAGGGAGGAGCUGGAUGAGAUCGCUUCGGAGCCCAAGGCCGCUCAUGUGUUCCAUGUAUCAGACUUCAACGCGAUCGACAAGAUCCGUGGCAAGCUGAGACGGCGCCUGUGUGAGAAUGUGCUGUGCCCCAGUGUCCGGGUAGAAGGAGACCGCUUUAAACACACCAAUGGAGGAACCAAGGAGAUCACGGGUUUUGACCUGAUGGAUUUGUUCAGUGUGAAGGAAAUCUUGGGGAAGAGAGAAAAUGGAGCCCAGAGUUCCUAUGUCCGGAUGGGCUCCUUCCCUGUGGUACAGAGAACUGAGGAUGUCUUCCCCCAAGGUCUUCCUGAUGAGUAUGCCUUUGUCACGACCUUCCGGUUCAGGAAAACAUCUCGGAAAGAGGACUGGUACAUCUGGCAAGUCAUUGACCAGUACGGCAUCCCACAGGUCUCCAUCCGGCUGGACGGUGAGAACAAGGCAGUCGAGUAUAACGCUGUGGGCGCCAUGAAGGAUGCAGUCAGGGUGGUCUUCCGAGGCCCUCGAGUCAGUGACCUCUUUGACCGGGACUGGCACAAGAUGGCCCUCAGCAUCCAGGCCCAGAAUGUGUCCCUCUACAUCGACUGUGUGCUGGUGCAGACGCUGCCCAUCGAGGAAAGGGAGAACAUUGACAUCCAGGGCAAGACUGUGAUUGGCAAGCGCCUCUACGACAGUGUGCCCAUUGACUUUGACCUGCAGCGGAUUGUGAUUUACUGUGACUCGAGGCACGCAGAGCUGGAGACUUGCUGUGACAUCCCAUCGGGCCCGUGCCAGGUGACUGUGGUGACAGAGCCUCCACCUGUACCUCUACCGCUGCCCACCCCCGGCAACGAACAGAUUGGGUUCCUGAAGACCAUCAACUGCUCCUGCCCAUCCGGGGAAAAGGGUGAGAGGGGCUUUGAUGGCCCUGUGGGGCUCCCUGGUCAGAAGGGAGACAUGGGAACCACUGGACCAAUGGGUGCUCCUGGACCCAAGGGAGAGAAAGGAGACGUGGGGAGAGGACCUUCUGUCCAAGGAGAAAAGGGUGAAAAGGGUUCCCUGGGUCCACCUGGGCUCCCCGGAAGAGAUGGCAGUAAAGGCAUGAGAGGGGAGCCGGGAGAGCUUGGAGAGCCAGGGCUGCCUGGAGAGGUGGGCAUACGGGGGCUCCAGGGACCACCUGGACUUCCAGGACCCACUGGACAUGUUGGACCUCCAGGUCUCCAAGGAGAACGAGGUGAAAGGGGAACUCGAGGCGAAAAGGGGGAACGAGGCCUGGACGGAUUCCCUGGGAAGCCUGGAGAGACAGGAGAGCAGGGAAGACCUGGUUCUCCUGGUGUGGCAGGGCCCCAGGGAAAGAAGGGAGAUGUGGGACCUGCAGGGCCUCCUGGUGUGCCGGGCUCUGUGGUGCAGAGAGAGGGCCUGAAGGGGGAGCAGGGAGCUCCAGGACCAAGAGGCCACCAGGGCCUACCUGGGCCCCCAGGAGCUCCAGGUUUAACGGGUCCAGAAGGCAGAGAAGGACUUCCUGGGUCUCAAGGUCUCCGAGGGAAGAAAGGUGACGUUGGUCCGCCAGGACCUCCUGGAGCGCUGGGCCCACAGGGCCCACCUGGACCACCUGGUGUCCCAGGGCCCCCUGGACCCGGAGGCCCCCCGGGUUUACCAGGAGAGCUUGGCUUCCCAGGAAAACCUGGGCCUUCCGGACAUGCGGGAGAGCAGGGCCAGAAAGGAGAAAAGGGUGAUCCCGGCGUGCCUGGGGACCUGGGACCACGGGGCCGUCCUGGAGAAUCAGGCCCCCAGGGACCCACCGGACCUCCGGGUGCCAAGGGACAAGAUGGUGCUGUUGGGGCUCCUGGAGCAGCUGGAAACCCUGGUGCUCCAGGACCUGCCGGACUCCCUGGUCUCAGCGGCCCCCCGGGAAGCGCGGGUGCUGCUGGUGUCAGAGGUCCUCCUGGGAAAGAUGGAGAGCGAGGGGAGAAGGGAACAGCAGGAGAGGAAGGCAGCCCAGGGCCAGCUGGUCCUCGGGGCGAUCCUGGCGCUCCAGGGCUUCCUGGGCCUCCUGGAAAGGGGAAGGAUGGAGAACCGGGACUGCGUGGGCCACCUGGGUUACCUGGUCCUCUAGGAACCAAGGGUGACCGAGGAGCACCCGGGAUCCCUGGUUCUCCUGGCAGCCGUGGUGACCCAGGCAUUGGAGUUGCUGGCCCACCUGGCCCUUCGGGACUGCCAGGAGACAAAGGACCCCAGGGAUCUCGAGGCUUACCUGGAUUUCCGGGCCCCCAGGGACCAGCUGGUCAGGAUGGCGCCCCAGGAAAUCCAGGAGAAAGAGGGCCUCCUGGAAAACCAGGCCCGUCUUCACUGCUGUCUCCAGAGGACAUAAAUCUCUUAGUUAAGGAUGUGUGCAAUGACUGCCCUCCUGGUCCCCCAGGUCUCCCAGGUCUGCCAGGCUUCAAAGGGGACAGAGGUCUCCCAGGAAAGCCAGGGAGAGAAGGCACAGAAGGGAGAAAGAUCUACCUGCUGUGUAGUAGAGGCCUUCAGAUCCGUGUGUCCAUCUAA
Molecule: messenger RNA, 3208 nt
Organism: Nannospalax galili (Upper Galilee mountains blind mole rat)
Lineage: Eukaryota; Metazoa; Chordata; Mammalia; Rodentia; Spalacidae
Gene: Col22a1
Product: collagen type XXII alpha 1 chain
Exons: 39
Coding region: 68-3208 (1046 amino acids)
Source: RefSeq, a predicted model, not a curated record